UGGAAGUCAUAGGGGGAGCUCACCAGUCAACAUGGAUGGUUGUGAGAGAGAUGUAAUUCAGAUCAAAUGGAAGUCUGAGGAAUCUUCUAAGUAAAUGACUUCUCCGGCUGCAAGGAGAUCAGGAGAUAAUCAGGUGCCCAGAGGCUCCGGUAUUGGUGUCUUACCUUCUCCAUGGCAUUUCUGGUGUCUUCUCCUGGGGUCUCGUUGGCCAGCCUUGAAAUACAUGGAAAUUAGAGAAUCCACUGCAUAUAGUCUUCUUGGAAAUUUCCAUCGUAUCUGCUCAGAACUUUCUGAAUAAGCAUACAGAUUUGAAGGUGCUAACAAGCAGGGAACAAGCCGAAAGGACCGGAGGUAGGUGAGAAGAGGCCAUGGAACAUCCACCGAGCAGAUAAUCAUCGCGGGACCCUUGCGAAGUGUCUGAAUGUAGACUGCAGAAGUCCUGAAGGUUGAUGGAGGGCCAUGCUAUUCAAACAGCAGGCGUGGCUCAGACAGAAGCUGCUCGUGCUGGGAAGCCUUGCGGUUGGGAGUCUGCUGUAUCUAGUCGCCAGAGUUGGGAGCUUGGAUAGGCUGCAGCCCAUUUGCCCUAUCGAAGGCCGAUUCGGAGCCCGCAGCCAGGCCGAAUUCCCUCUCCGAGCCCUGCAGUUUAAGCGUGGCCUGCUGCACGAGUUCCGGAAGGGCAACGCUUCCAAGGAUCAGGUUCGCCUUCAUGACCUGGUCCAGCAGCUCCCCAAGGCCAUUAUCAUUGGGGUGAGGAAAGGAGGCACCAGGGCCCUGCUGGAGAUGCUGAACCUCCAUCCAGCUGUGGUCAAAGCCUCUCAAGAAAUCCACUUUUUUGACAACGAUGAGAAUUAUGCCAAGGGCAUUGAGUGGUACAGGAAAAAGAUGCCUUUUUCCUACCCACAGCAAAUCACCAUUGAAAAGAGCCCGGCGUAUUUUAUCACGGAGGAGGUUCCGGAAAGGAUUUACAAAAUGAACUCAUCCAUCAAGUUGUUGAUCAUUGUCAGGGAGCCAACCACAAGAGCUAUUUCUGAUUACACUCAGGUGCUAGAGGGGAAGGAGAGGAAGAAUAAAACUUACUACAAGUUCGAGAAGCUGGCAAUAGACCCCAAUACCUGCGAAGUGAACACAAAGUACAAGGCCGUGAGAACAAGCAUCUACACCAAACAUCUGGAACGGUGGUUAAAGUACUUUCCGAUUGAGCAAUUUCACAUCGUCGAUGGAGAUCGCCUCAUCACGGAACCUCUGCCAGAACUUCAGCUCGUGGAGAAGUUCCUAAACCUUCCCCCGAGGAUAAGUCAAUACAAUUUAUACUUUAAUGCCACCAGAGGGUUUUACUGUUUGCGAUUUAACAUUAUCUUUAAUAAGUGCCUGGCGGGCAGCAAGGGGCGCAUUCAUCCAGAGGUGGACCCCUCUGUCAUUACCAAGUUGCGCAAAUUUUUUCACCCUUUCAAUCAAAAAUUUUACCAGAUCACUGGGAGGACAUUGAACUGGCCCUAAAAUAGUAAGUCCUAUAACACUAUGUGUUGUGGCUGGAGACACACAAUGUCUCCUCUAGAUUAAAAUAUGCACUUUUCUUAGACACAACUAUCCAAGUCAUUUUUUCCAUGUAUACUUGUACAUACACAGUGUGUGACCAAAUAUGAGAUCAAUUCUUUUUCUAUUGAAAAGUUACAAUAAUUAAUUUGCUCUCCAACUAGUUGCAUCUUUUAAGCUAUUUACAAAAAGAAAAGGUGGUGGUAUUGGGGGAAAGUGACUUCAGCUCUUCUCAAAAAGCUUAGUCUUCCUUUGAGUCAGAAUUUGUCGCCCGCCAUUUUCAUAGAGUUAAGCCAAAAGAUUAUGUGUGAAAACGUACCAAUGGCUGUGAAGCUUCGGGAAGUAGAGGACCCACUUAUGCAUUCUUUUCGAAGGGAAAGCUGGCUCUUUAGUUCAGCUACUGAAUCGGUGCCGUGAAAACAGAAAAUACUGUUUUCUUAUUAUUUGAAAGAAUGUCAUAUCUCAUAAAAUUGACAUUGUCCCAAAGCUCCUGUGGUGAUUUUGCACUAUUGUUUUCUCGUAUAGAUCAUGGUGUCACUUGUAGCAUGUCAAUCACACUUUGGAAAGUUAAAGUCCGUUUACUUCCAUGUUCUAUGUCAACAAAGAGAAAUGUCAUGUACAUAAUGUAUAUUGUUGUAAAUACUGGUUUCACACUAAGUAAUUCUAUUUUGUAAACGAAUAUGGCUAUUUAAUUUAUUGUGAAAAUUAAAUUUAUCGUGGUAUUUAAAAAUGGAAUGGAUUAAAAUUACUCUAUGUGCAACCUUUUUUUUUUUUUUUUUUUAACUCAUUUUGUUUUACACGCCCCCUGCUGGCUCCCCAAAUCGAAGCUGUUCCUGUGCGAAUGAGCACGCUUGGAAAGAUAACGCUUCUCCGCUGGAUUUCUGUACCCUUGUGAAAAUGUUUUUAUGAAGUGAGGUUGAAUAUAUUAAAAAAAAAAAAAACUCAGCCAUCUGGAAAUCUAGUCAUAGAGCCACCUCAAAGAAUACUAGCUCUUCUGCUACAACUUUGUAACAAUUAAUUUACAUGCAAUUGCUUCUGUGUCAGGAGAGAGACAGAAAUAUUUGAACAUAAUCAAGGCAUAGAAGAAUCACAAUUUUAUUUGAACCUCUAAUCAGAGUCAGACCAGUGGAGAAAUUAAAUAAAAUAAGAUUAGGAAACUUGUGUGGCCUCUGUACUGAAAGCUGCUGAUGCUUCACAAAUGAAUACAAACUCUCAGAACUCCCUCUUUGAGAUGAAAAAAAAAAAAAAAAAUCAGUCUGCUCAGAAAUGAUCAAAUGCAUAGUGCUGCUGUUACUAACGUAAACAUAUGGCUUCUAUUUCCAUCCAGAGAAAUUAAUGCUAAAUUGGGUGUGUGCUAAUAUCAGAUACUCUGUAUCAUGCUUAAAUAUAGUUCCGAAAAGCCUGGAAAGAGGUGUGUCAACAGCAACACAAAGACGGAUUUUUUCCCAAUCAUGGCUACUUAUCCGGUAGAAGAUGUUUGAGUGUUUGAGGGAGUUUUGUUCAACAUCACCUUGAGUGUGCCUAGAGAAAUCAGCGAAUUACAAUGGGUUCCCUUUUGAUUGUAAUAAGUGUUGAUUUUCUCCAUGAGUUGUUUCUCCUGUCCAGUGACUUGAUGGUGAACUUUUCUAAAUAAAUAGCCCUUUCCCCUCUGG
Molecule: messenger RNA, 3185 nt
Organism: Neogale vison (American mink)
Lineage: Eukaryota; Metazoa; Chordata; Mammalia; Carnivora; Mustelidae
Gene: HS3ST5
Product: heparan sulfate-glucosamine 3-sulfotransferase 5
Exons: 5
Coding region: 460-1497 (345 amino acids)
Molecular function (GO): [heparan sulfate]-glucosamine 3-sulfotransferase activity
Source: RefSeq, a predicted model, not a curated record